AUGCAAAUGCUUCUUGCACUUCGUCAGGACAAGAGGAAAGCCCAUGCUGAUCUCUCGAGAGCCUCCUUCAUUUGCUGGUAUCUUUGGCGCGCGAGAAAUGAGUUGGUUUUCAACGGUAAGGCGUGGACUCCUACAGAGGUCCUUAUUGUUGCUGAGAAGGCUUUUCAGGAGUUUGCAGCGGCUACCUUGAUGCCGGGUGGACUACCUCCAGCUUCGUUUGUUGGCACCCCCCAGACUUGCCAACACUGGGAACCCCCACCGGUGGGAGUAAUCAAGGUAAACUGUGAUGCAGUGUUACCAAAAGGUAAAGCAAAGGGUGGUUUGGGUCUAAUUUUUCGAGAUCAUACUGGAGCUCAAUGCAUGGCGAGGUCCAUCCCUCAUAAUUUUGGUACUAUUAUUCAAGGGGAGGUUCUUGCAAUUCGUAGUGCUCUGUUGGCAGCAUUGGAGUGGGGCUUUGAGAAUAUUCUCGUUGAGACCGACAGCAGGGAUGCAGUCUUGUUUAUUGAAGGUGGGAAAAGCCCAGUGGUGGAAGUGGAGGACUUGAUAGCUGAUGUGGCCAGGCUCUUACCUUCCUUCUCCUCUGUUGCUUUUUCGUUUGUUCCUAGGGCUAUGAAUGUUGUCUCAAAUGCCCUACCAAGGAAGGCCCUGUCUCUUGUGUGUGUGACAGAUUGGCCGAAUUCCAUUCGGUGGCUUCAUGAUCUUUGUGUUCUUGAUGCCACUAGUUGUACACACCCCCAUCAUCAGUAA
Messenger RNA from Telopea speciosissima, 747 nucleotides. RefSeq lists its product as uncharacterized. Gene Ontology annotation, molecular function: RNA-DNA hybrid ribonuclease activity; nucleic acid binding. The transcript has 2 exons. Bases 1 to 747 code for a protein of 248 amino acids. NCBI's taxonomy places the organism in Eukaryota, Viridiplantae, Streptophyta, Magnoliopsida, Proteales, Proteaceae. The record is from RefSeq and is a predicted model, not a curated record.